AUGAAUGUUAGACAGGCCACCGUCGAUGAUAUGAUCUAUAUCCAAAACUGUAAUUUAUUGGAUCUUCCCGAAAACUAUCAAAUGAAAUACUACCUCUACCACGCUUUAUCCUGGCCUCAACUAUCUUUUGUAGCAGAAGAUGAAAAUGGAAAGAUUGUUGGCUACGUUUUAGCAAAGAUGGAAGAGGAGCCUACAGAUGUCCCUCACGGUCAUAUCACAUCCUUAUCCGUGAUGCGUACUUAUAGACGUUUGGGUCUUGCUCAAAAGCUAAUGACUCAAGCUACCGCUCAAAUGGCCACUGUUUUUGGAGCACAUUAUGUUUCUUUGCACGUACGUAAAACCAAUCGUGCUGCCAUUGGUCUUUACAGAGAUACUUUGAAGUUUGAUGUGCAUGAUAUUGAAAAAAAGUAUUACGCUGAUGGUGAGGAUGCUUUGGCUAUGCGUUUGAAUUUGAAGGAAACAAAGCCAAUUAUUCGUGGUAUUGUUGAGGAAGUGAAUGAGAUUGCUGCUGCCCACUAA
This is a messenger RNA of Mucor velutinosus, 519 nucleotides long. RefSeq lists its product as uncharacterized. The transcript is spliced from 5 exons. Gene Ontology annotation, biological process: N-terminal protein amino acid acetylation. Gene Ontology annotation, cellular component: NatA complex. Gene Ontology annotation, molecular function: protein N-terminal-serine acetyltransferase activity; protein-N-terminal-glutamate acetyltransferase activity. NCBI's taxonomy places the organism in Eukaryota, Fungi, Mucoromycota, Mucoromycetes, Mucorales, Mucoraceae. The record is from RefSeq and is a predicted model, not a curated record. The coding region runs from base 1 to 519 and encodes 172 amino acids.